GAGGGGACGACUUCCGGUUUAUGGUGACGUCAUGACUGCAGCAUCUAGCCCCGCCCCCUCCACGGUCAAGGCAAAAUGGCGAGCAAGCAUUGCGAUGCCGCGAACAUGGACCCCGACAUAGAGCUGCUCAGCGACGAGGAAGUGGAACGGGAAGCAGAUGGCUACAAAGAGCAAGGCAACGCCUACUACAUCCAGAAGGAUUAUGCAGAAGCGUUCAAUUUUUACAGCAAGGCCAUCGACGUGUGUCCAAAGAAUGCCAGUUACUACGGAAACCGCGCAGCCACCUUGAUGAUGCUAAGUCGAUACCGCGAGGCUCUGGAGGAUUCCCAGCGAGCAGUGCGGCUGGAUAACGCCUUCAUGAAGGGUCACCUGCGAGAGGGGAGGUGCCACUUGUCCCUCGGCAACGCCAUGGCCGCCACUCGCUGUUUCCAGAGAGUUCUGGAGCUGGAGCCUGACAACAGCAAAGCCCAACAUGAGCUGAAGAACGCUGAAUCGGUCUUGGAGUACGAGAAAAUGGCGGAGAUCGGGUUCGACAAGAGAGACUACCGCAUGGUGGUCUUCUGCAUGGACCGAGCCUUGGAGUCAGCAUCUGCCUGCCAUCGCUUUAAAAUACUGAAGUCUGAGUGCUUAGCCCUGCUGGGACGCUACCCAGAGGCUCAGUCUGUGGCCAGCGACAUUCUACGGAUGGACGCCACCAACGCAGACGCGCUGUACGUGCGCGGUCUGUGUCUGUACUACGAGGACUGCAUUGACAAAGCGGUCCAGUUCUUCGUUCAGGCCCUACGAAUGGCGCCGGACCACGAGAAAGCCCGGCUUGCUUGCAGAAACGCCAAGGCGCUGAAGGCCAAGAAGGAGGAAGGCAACAAGGCCUUCAAAGAGGGCGCCUUUGACGCGGCCUAUAAUCUUUACUCUGAAGCCCUCACAAUAGACCCCAAUAACAUCAAGACUAACGCCAAGCUCUUCUGUAACCGAGCCACUGUUGGCUCCAAGCUGAAGAAAGUAGAUCAGGCCAUAGAAGACUGCACAAAGGCCAUUCACCUAGAUGGCAGCUACAUUAAGGCCUACUUACGGAGAGCACAGUGCUACUUGGACACAGAGCAGUAUGAAGAGGCGGUUCGGGACUACGAGAAGGUUUAUCAGACGGAGAAGACAAAAGAGCACAAGCAGCUGCUGAAACACGCUCAGAUGGAGCUGAAGAAGAGCAAGAGAAAAGACUACUACAAAGUGCUCGGCGUGGAUAAGAACGCCACGGAGGACGAGAUCAAGAAGGCGUACCGCAAACGGGCGCUCUUGCAUCAUCCCGACCGCCACAGUGGCGCCAGCGCAGAGGUGCAGAAGGAAGAGGAGAAGAAGUUCAAGGAGGUCGGCGAGGCCUUCAGCGUGCUGUCGGACUCCAAGAAGAAGUCUCGCUACGACAGCGGUCAGGACCUGGAGGACGACCACAUGAACAUGGGCGAUUUCGACGCCAACAACAUUUUCAAAGCAUUCUUUGGCGGUCCAGGAGGUUUCAGUUUUGAAGGUCGACCGACUCAGACUGAAGGAUGGCAUAGAAUGUAGUCAAAUUUCAAAAUAAAAGACCCCUCCUUUUCCCAGUCAUCAUGCAGGUUCAUCAAUUUAAAGUGGGGAAAUAACUAUUAGACCUUUGAAGUAGUUGAGAAUGUUACUUUUGUAUCAAUAACUCAGAAGGAUGGCAUUAAAACUGGUUACAUUUCAAAAUAAAACAAGCUUUUUACCCAGUUUUUUAUUUAAAAAAAACUAGGAACAUUUUCCCCACGGAAGUUCAUCUUUACAGAAACUGAAACUUUUUUUUUUUUUCUAAAACUAAAAAAAGUGCAGUGGAACUUUGAUUUAUGAACUUAACAAAAAACGUGGUUUUAACGGGGUUCAUAAAUCGAAAAGUUUGUAUAGUAAAGCAAAUUUCUCCUUUUUGAAACAAUGUAAACAUGAAUAAUUGGUUCCAGCCUCGACAAAAGUCCAUGUUUUAGUGAAGGUUUGUACACUAUAUAAACUGCCAUACAGUACUGUAUAUCAAACAAGGUGAUAGAUCCACUUUCUCUUUAUAAACAAGCCAAAACCUGUAUGCGCUGCUCUGCCAACACCUGCACACACACACAGAAGUCACUUUGGUGCCCUCACAAACGAUCAGAAAUCACAAAAAUCCUUAACUUCAACAACUGUAUUGCUCCAAUAAUAAACAUGUUAAAAAGUAAAAAUCCACUUACAUUAACAUGGGCAUGGAGCUGAAGAGACUAGAGGAGAGAAAAUGUGUCUUUUCCUCAGCUGUGAAAUAAAUCUGCUCUGGCAUAUUUUUUCCAAAAAAGUCCGGUUUCAUCACAAUUAAAACUUGCUGCAGUACAAAGCCUGCUUAGUCGAUUCUUCCAUACUUGUGAGCGCCAUUAUUGAACUCGCAAAUAGUCUUUUUUUAAACUCCACAGUGAUUCUCUCCUUCUUUCCACGCUGGUCUGUUGCCUUUUGGGACUCAUAUUGAGUUAGCAAAGUGAACAAAACUUGUCAGAAGGGUAAAAACACACGCUGAGAAGUAACUAGUAGUGUGCUGCGCAGCAAGUGACUCCGCCUCCCAACAAUACUGCGCCCUGCUUUUUGCCUGCAGGCGCGACACAACAUGAAUGACUGAUUAAAGCGUUCUUACGCAGAGACAUGGUUGGUAUGUUUGGCUCCAUCUGAAAGUUCAUGAAUCAAAAAGGUUGCAAAUAGAGGGGUUUGUAAAUCGAGGUUCCACAGUAACUUAAACCACACAUACAAUCUCGUCACAUUUCAAAAUAAAACACCCAGCCUCCUCGUACUGAUAGCAAUAUAUUAUAGGUGUCCUAAUAAGCACUGAAAUGUUGGAAAUGGAUGCAGAACAGUCCCUGUAACAUAACAUCUGUAGUAAACUAGGAGGAAAAAUGUUUCUUGUGCUUUAUUUUGAAAUAUUACU
Nerophis lumbriciformis (worm pipefish) is the source of this 2938-nucleotide messenger RNA. RefSeq names its product DnaJ (Hsp40) homolog, subfamily C, member 7 (gene dnajc7). Gene Ontology annotation, molecular function: protein binding. NCBI's taxonomy places the organism in Eukaryota, Metazoa, Chordata, Actinopteri, Syngnathiformes, Syngnathidae. The record is from RefSeq and is a predicted model, not a curated record.